Molecule: messenger RNA, 237 nt
Organism: Fusarium subglutinans
Lineage: Eukaryota; Fungi; Ascomycota; Sordariomycetes; Hypocreales; Nectriaceae
Exons: 1
Coding region: 1-237 (78 amino acids)
Source: RefSeq, a predicted model, not a curated record
AUGGCCCUGGACGGAGUCAAACUCCAUAUGGUUUUCGCCGGCCGUGGCGCCAGCUUCAUUCUAGAAGUAACAGACGGCAUGGGUAACCGCAAGGUAGUACUUAUCGACGGAGGUCCUGCUGGACACAGGCAUGGUACAACUGGAGCGCCAUACUCUCGCUAUCUUAUGGCGGCGAUUCGUAGAGUUUGGGGUAACCUUGGACGUGUUGAGGGCUUGAUAUCAGGAGCUAGGGCUUAA